Necator americanus (New World hookworm) is the source of this 435-nucleotide messenger RNA. RefSeq lists its product as uncharacterized. The transcript has a single exon. Bases 1 to 435 code for a protein of 144 amino acids. Lineage: Eukaryota; Metazoa; Nematoda; Chromadorea; Rhabditida; Ancylostomatidae. The record is from RefSeq and is a predicted model, not a curated record.
AUGAACGACUGGAGCGUGACCUCUUCGAGGUAUGCUCGCGUAUCCGCCGGCAUAUGCAAUGGGCACGUUAUGCCUCGGAGGCAUUCGCGGAGAAUCCGCCGGGACCCUCUUUACCGUUCUCCGAAGAUUAGAGAAGCCGCCGCGUUUGCCAAGGAAAGUAAAAUAAGGUGGGCCGGACACGUGAUGCGCUUUAAUGACAACCGUUGGACCAGAGCCGUGAGCGACUGGGUUCCCCGCGAUGUUAAGCGCACUACAGGAAGACGGCCGACCCGAUGGUCAGAUUUCUUCACGAAGUCCUUCAAAGAAAAAUAUGAUGCUCUUCGUGUCCCACGCGAAAGGAGGAACCACUGGGCUACUCUGGCACGCGAUCGGGACAAAUGGAAGAAUUACUGGCGCCCGCUCGACCAGUUCGAAGAUCAACGGGAGUCAAGGUGA